This is a messenger RNA of Salvelinus namaycush (lake trout), 6004 nucleotides long. RefSeq names its product SET-binding protein-like. The transcript has 8 exons. Gene Ontology annotation, molecular function: DNA binding. Lineage: Eukaryota; Metazoa; Chordata; Actinopteri; Salmoniformes; Salmonidae. The coding region runs from base 685 to 5127 and encodes 1480 amino acids. The record is from RefSeq and is a predicted model, not a curated record.
CGGAGCUAGAACGAGCGAGCGAACAGAACACCCCCCCAAUUCCGACCCACCGGGAAGGGAAAACACCAGUCUUCUGAUAACCAACACCUUCUCCCACUUUUACGCAUCCAACCACGAUCUCUCCAGUGACGUUACUGUUGAAUGUGGGGUUGGAGGCUAUUCGGAUACAAUCUGUGUUCUGCUGGUUUGUUUUCACUGCAGUAAAACGGUUUGCUUCGAUCCUCCCCCGGAGUCAAGGUUUGAGAGGGAAGCAGCGCUUAACUCGCCGACUGACCAGCCACGGACAUGGCGAUGGGAUCACUGCAGUGGCCCUGUAAAUCUUGUGCUUAGUAAACCCCGCACUGUUGACGCCAUUUUCCUCAGGUUUUCUGUAAAAAAAAAAAAAACUUGCUCCAUUUGACAGCUACCAAGGACGCUGUCAGUGCAGACGCCGGUUCUGUAAAUGUGACCAAAUGGUUUUUAAAUGAUCUUGAUGACAUAUCUACACGAUAGUCUCAAGUGUUCGACAACAUUGGACAUGGUUUGGCUCUGUUGGAUUACCUGUGUUCCUGUGGGACAACCAAUCCAGACGCAGUAGCUACCGUUCCCAAGGCAACCCAGUCUGACGGACAGCCUGCUCUCUGCAAACCUAUUGGCUGGCUGCUGCGGCUCUCUGGAUCCUGACUGGUUCUGGCGGGAGCGUGGAUGGAGCCGAGGGAUCUGGUUGGCUCAGCCCGACCCAAGGAGGCGGAGUUAGGAGGCAGAAGGGCUGAGCCUGAAGAGGAAGAACAGGAAAGAGCGGGGCUGGGGCCAGCGUCGCGGGGUGAUGAGGUCAUUGGCGAUGUGAUGGGCGAGCGCUGGGGGUCCCAGGGGGAAGGGGAGGGGCUAGAGGAACAGGAGUUCUCCAUUAAAGAAGCCAGCUUCCAGGAGGGGAGUCUGAAGCUGAAGAUCCAGACCACCAAACGCAUCAAGAAGCCCCCCAAGAGUCUGGAGAACUACAUCUGUCCCCCGGAGAUCCGGAUGACCAUCAGACCCCCCUCAGGGGAGGGCCGAGGGGGCCGACUGGGGAGCCGCGCAGCACAGGACAAGGGACCCCCUAGGAAGAGGACCUAUGAGAGACCCUUCAAAGCAGCAGAACCUAGAGAGGGGGGGCUACUGCAACUACUGGGGGAUAUCACCCCCCCAAAACACCAGCCCAAGCCCUCUAUCCUACACACCACACCACUGCCCCCCCACACACUCACAUACCAACCCCAACAGCAACACACACAGCCACCAAAGUUCACACACCAACAUACACACAGUCCAGCCUGGGCCACGCCUCCCUCCGCAUCUCCAGCCAAUCCAGUGCAUGCGGAGCCUAGCAGAGAACCAGCGGGAGCCAAUAGGAGCCCUCUCUCUGACCUGGCCCCUUCCUUCCUCAAACCUCCAAUGAAGAGAGUCCCAGGAAGCCCCUCCCCUCGCUCUUACAGCCCAUCCCCCCAUCGACACCUGAGCCCUGAUCCCGUGUUGCCCGUAGUAACGGACGCUAGCAUUCUAAACCUGACCUCUCUCUCCAGAGGGCGGGGCUUACAGGAGGUCAGUGAGCAGCUGUUUGGAAACAUCAAGAGGAAGUACGGCAGGAAGGACCCCCAGAGAACUCAGGGUAAUACCCUCAAUGCAGAGCUGCCAUGGGGGAGGAGGGCAGAGAAAGAUGCAGAGAGUCCAAUAGUUCCAGAUGAAAGGCAGAAGUACAGGAGGGAGGAGACCCCUGAGCUGGAGAGAGAAGAGAAGGAGAGGGAGAGCAUAGGAAGGACAGGAGAGGAGGAGGAGAGGGAGAUGCCAACGCUUGGUGCUCCUGUGCUGAUGGAGGAGGGAAAAGGGAGGAAGAGGAGGAGGAGGCGGUCUCUCCAGGAGUCACUCACCCAGGAGGACCAAUCGGAGCAGCUGCAGGGCACUGACAUCACAGAGAGGAAUGAAUCAGGGCCUCCGGAGCCCAAACUGUCCCACAAAAUGAAAGGCCACAAGAUGGAAUCAUACAGGAGUGAGUCUAGGUCAGGUCGGGGUGGUGAGGGUAGCCAGCCAGAGGCAGACGGGGACAGAGGAGAGAAUGGGGAGAGAGCAGACAGAGCAGAGAAAGGAGAGAAGGGAGAGAAAGGAGCGAGAGGAGACAAAGGAGAGAAGGUGGAGAAAGGAGAGAGAGGAGAGAGGGGUAUGAGUGGAGCCGACAUGGAAUCAGCCAUGAUCCAGAGCUGUGUGAGGAAAAACCCAGUUGGCCGUCCUAGAUCAUCCACAGACCCCCACAAACACCCUGACCAUAACCCUAGCCCCAGAUUGACAAGCCCUAACCUCAACCAUAUCCAUAGUCCAAGAUCCAGUCUCAACCCUAACCCUACACUGCCCAACCUAAGCCCCGUCCUUAACCCUAACCCCAACACCAGCCCAAAACUCAGCCCUUACCCCAAACCCCCCAAGACCAAGGACCGGUGGUCCUACCUCAAGUCCCGAACCCCCCCCGGCCUGAUCCAGAGGGAGAGUGGCCGCAGCCCCCUGUCAGCCAUGUCUGAGCCGCCCUCUGCCUUCCCCAUCACCCCCUCCAGCCCCCUGUACACCAACACAGAUAGUCUGACUGUCCACACCCCCGCCAAGCGCAAACGAGGUCGUCCCAAAAAACAACCCCUGCUCACUGUGGAAACCAUCCAUGAGGGCACUUCCACCUCCCCCCUGAGCCCUCUGGCCCGGGACAGCCCCGCGGGGCUCAGCCGCAGGAGGAAGACUCACACGCUAACCACGCUAGCCCAAAUCACAUCGGGUUCCAUUAGCCCCAAUGCUAAUGGGUUGAAACUGCAGCGCAGUGAGGGUGGCCAUGUCAGGUCGGUGAAGAAGCUGAAGCUGGGGAAGGUGCAGAGUAUCCUGAAUGAGAUCCUAUCAGGCUCCGGCCAACAUGGCAGCCUGGCACUGAAGUCAGCCUCGGCUCCUGUCUCUUCCACCAUGACGGCCAUGGCCUCUACCAUUGAGGCGCAUCUGGGGAAGCAAAUCAACGUCAGUAAGAGAGGAACUAUCUAUAUCGGGAAAAAGAGAGGGAGGAAGCCACGCUCCGACACCCAAACCCUUCCCCACAGAGGCGGGGCCAAGCCUCCUUUGCCUGUCCCCAUGUCCAGCCUGUAUAACAGCCUCCUAGUGCCUUCCACCCUCCCUCCCAGCUCCACUACCCUCCUCCUCAGACCCAGUCACACCCUAUCCUCUCUGUGCCUCCCCGGCCCUCGCGGCCCCUACUCUGACGCCACCAUGCCCAGCCUGCAGCCCAUCAGUGCCCUGCCCUCUAAACCCCUAGGCAGGGGGCUACUGGGGGCCGGCUGGAAGCUGUCUCCCCCGCGCCUCCUGGCCAACUCCCCGUCCCACCUAUCUGAGGGGGCAGCAUCGGUCAAGGAGGUGACGCUGUCACCCAUCAGCGAAUCACACAGCGAGGAGACCAUUCCCAGCGACAGCGGCAUAGGGACGGACAACAACAGCACCUCUGACCAGACAGAGAAGGGAACCAACGCACGACGCAGAUACUCAUUUGACCUGUGUGGGUUUGAGGCUGCGGAGGCUGCAGCUCUGGAGGCCUCCAGUCGCGGCAGUAGGGGUCGCUGCGUGCGGCAGGCGGCAGUGGUGGACAACUUCCUGUCCCAGCAAGAGAAGAAGCAGAAACACCGCAGGAAGAGGAAGUGCCUGCAGAGCCGAGACCACCUGCACUUCCUGUCUGAGCUAGAAGAGGUUGUGGUGAAGCUGCAGCAGCUACAUGUGUCUCACCGACGCUACGCCUCCUGCUACCCCCAGCACCCCUACCCCUCCAUCUUCCGCCUCAACUUCCACCACCACUACUACCCCCUGACCUACGACCCCUACCCCUGUGACCCCGCCCCUUACUUGCGCAGGACCACCGAGCUCAAGGCCAAGAGGAGGCGCGGCCGGCCCGCCAAAGCCAGUGAGCCAAUCACGUCCAAGCUGCCUUUUGUCCAGGGGUUUGGGUAUCCGCUGGCAGGGGGGAACUACUAUGCACCGUAUGCCAUGCCUUACGCCCCGCCUCUGAGCCUGGGCUACUAUCCCCCAGCACCCCCCCUCUACCUGCCCCACCAUUCCCACGGCCCUUCACCACCCUCCCACUUCAUGAGGCCUGCUGUCCCCCCUCCUAAGUUCCACUCUGGAGGCCACUCCAAGCUCCAGGCCGGGCCCAAGCUACGGACAUCUAGCGGCCCACUGCAGGCUUCCUCUGGUCGGGGAGAAGGACUGGGAUCCCUGGGUGGUGAUGGUGGUGGGGGUCUUGGAGGGGUGAGGCUCCACAAGAGGAAACACAAGCACAAACACAAGCACAAGGAAGAGACCCCUCUCCUCUCACCCCAUGACAGACAGGAGCUGGGCGGGCUCUUCAGUGGUGCCAAGACCAAUGGGCUGCUCAACCUGUUGACUGACAGGCGGGAGAUGAACAAUCCUAAGCAUCAGGAGCAGCAAAGGGGGGGUGGGCAAGGCUCUAGAGGGGGGUCCCGAGGAGCGAUGUUUGAGUCGGACCCUCUCUCUUCUCUCUCCAUGGACCAUGUCCAGUUCCGCCCACGCAUGCCCGUACAGCCAAUGAGCAGCUUCCUGAGCAGCUACAGGAGCCAAUCACAGCGGCCAGAGCUGACCUCUGACCUUUUUAGAUUGCGGGAGGAGGGCAGUGGGCGUGGCAGAAGAAGGGGCUUAGCAGUGUUCGGAGAGGAAGGGGUGAUGUCAUUCCACAAUGCCAGGAAAGAGAAGAGCCAGGAAACAGAAGAGUCGUUCCACAAUGCCAGCCCCACUCUAACAGGUAAGAGGAGGUAUAAGCGUCAUGAGGUGGAACAGAUCCACGGUGAGGUCAGGAGGAUGUGUUCUCUCAACAAUGUGCUCAACAGUCAGAGGAGUUUUGAGCACGUGCAGAAGAUCUUGCGUGUGAAGCGUCUCCAGCGCCAGGCUAAGACUGGCAACAACGUCGUCAAGAGGCGACCUGGUCGCCCCCGGAAACACCCUAUUGAUGAAUCUGAACCCACCAGUUAUGGGAGGGAUGAAGGGAGGGGCUUCGGGAUGCCAGUGUUGGAGAGGGGGACGAAGGAACAUCUGGUCCUGGAUCAGUGGUUAGGGAAGACCUCUACCUCUACACUGAGACCAGUCUGACCAGUCCAGGACAGCCACUGGAGCUGAAUCAUACUGCAUGCGUCUCAAAUCACAGCCUACAUAGUGUACUACUACAGAACCUGUUCAAACGCAGUGUGCUGGUAUGGAGUCAUUUGAGAAGCAGCCAGUCUCUACUAAUAUGUGUAGUCGUUAACAUAUAUGUUAUGUUUCCAAGCUUUAAUGUUGUUCAACGCUGAACAUGCAGAUGAAGCGUCGAUGAGGAAACCAAUAAAUGUACUUUGCAAGAGCACAAAGUGAGCUCUUAACUGUGUUGGCAUAUUUGAGUUUGUAUACAUAGUGUAUUUGGACCUUUUUCCUAGAGUGGGUUUUCCUUUUUCUGCAUGCUCCACUUGAUUGUAUGCAUUAAGAUUUUAGACAAGCAGAGAAGUUGACUUUCAGUUGCAUUUGGAGCAAGACUUGUACAUUGUUUGAUAUGUUUGUUUUUGUAAUGGAUUUGUAAUUCAUAAAGCAUUUUUGUACAUUGUAUGAAUAUUAAAAAUGGCAAAUAUUUGACAUGUAGACAUAAGUAAAUACUUAGAUGCUCAUGCAUAUGCAUAUAUCCUUCUUAGUAUGUAUGUGUAAAUGUACACAUAUUUUGUAUUUGCCUUCACUCAUAUACAGAUAUAUGUCAAAUGCACAUAUACAUGCAAUAUACUGUAUAUGUAUAGCCAUGUCUGCUGGCAUGCUUCUGGUCAUGUUCACUUAUCAUGAUCUUGUAGUCUUUAUUUUCAGUUUUUUUUCCUCUUUUCUCUGAGGAAAAGCUCGUUCUUUUGCUACCGUUUUCCUGGCUGGCCGCAUUGGGCACUUAUUAAGAUGAAAUUGAACUUGUUCAUGUUAUUCAUUGUGUGAAAUAAUAAAUGAGUUUAUUGAAAGCUGA